GGAGCUCAGUUGAUUGUCGUGAAAUUAACCGUUCACAUUCAAUUGUAAUUGAAAUGGUGAACAAAUCGCUAACGUUGCUGUUUGUGCUCGCCUUUGCGGCGACGCCGGUUUGGAGUGCCAAUAUUCUGGCAUUAUUCAGCACCUUCAGCCCUUCGCAUUUGAUUGUGCACAUGUCAAUGAUGAAGACGCUGGCAGACCAAGGACACAACUUAACCAUAGUGACAACAUUGAAACCGAAAAUAGCGCCGCACGAGAAUAUGACUUUUAUUCAUGCGCCAGCGUCUGAAGAGCGUCUUAAGGGCAUGAACGAGUAUCUGGAGAAAUCAUCAAAGGAGAAACUCCACAUGGUGCAAGCCAUGAUAAAUUCUCUGACAAAUGCAGGUUCCAUGUUAGGCAUUGGAUAUGACUUCGUGGUAGAUCCUAAAGUGAAAGCCAUCUAUGAGAAUCCGCAGGUCAAGUAUGAUCUGCUAAUUCUUGGCUACCUGAUGAACGAAUUCCAAUUGGGCAUUGCUGCCAAAUUAGAUGUGCCAGCAAUUUUAAGCUGGGUUGGAGUGCCCUUCACAUUUGUCGACGACAGCGUUGGAAACAUCUACGAUCCUUCCUAUGUGCCAAGCAUAACCAUGGCGGCCGACCCAGAAAAUCCAACACACAGCUUCUCAUGGCGUAUACGCAACUUUGGCAGCUGGCUUGUAUUCAAAGCGUUAGGCUUGGGAGUGGAGUACAAAAUGAAUGCCUUCUACGAGCAGGCCUUUGGCAAUGACUCUAGCAUGCCCAGUUACGAUGAAGUGAAACAGCGAGUCUCAUUGCUCUUCUAUAAUUACCAUUCACAUAGUGAAGGUCCUGUGCGUCCCACAGUGCCGCAGUCCAUUGAGAUUGGAGGAAUACAAAUCAAGGAAAAGCCUGAUCCCUUGCCACUAGAUCUUGCCGGGUUCCUCAACAACGCAACUGAUGGAGCCAUCUUCUUCAGCCUGGGCACCAAUGUCAAGCUAAAGUACUUUGAUCCCCAACUCAUUGAAACGAUCUACCAAGUGCUCUCUCGUCAGCCAUUGCGUAUCAUCUGGAAGUGGGAUGACCAGGAACCCAAGCCAGGCAACGCAUCUAACAUAUACUUCCACAACUGGCUGCCCCAGGAUGACAUACUAGCGCAUCCAAAUACCAAGCUUUUUAUCACACACGCUGGCAAAGGAGGCGUCGCUGAGGCCCAGUACCACGCUGUGCCAAUGCUGGCGUUGCCUGUCUUUGGAGAUCAACCCGGCAACGCUCAGCUCAUGGUGACGUCAGGCUUUGGAAUCAGCAUGGAUCUUCUCACGCUCACCGAGGAGAGCUUGGAGAAGGGCAUCCAAGAAGUCCUGAAAAAUCCCGUGUAUCGGAAUAAUGUCCGCAAGUUCUCGGAUCUCUAUCGCGAUCGACCGCUGACAGCUCGCCAAUCUGUGAUAUACUGGACGGAGUAUGUGAUGCGUCAUAAAGGAGCUUACCAUCUGCGGAGUCCUAUUGUAAAACUUGGAUUUGUGGCACGAUACAAUCUCGAUGUUUAUGCCAUUAUUCUACUGAUUUUGUUGAGCACUUUUAUAAUGUUCCUAAUAGUUCUACGAUUGGUGAUCAAAACUCUUCGAGCUCGACAACAAACCAAAGCCAAGGUCAAGCGAAAUUAAAUGGUUAGGUAAUUACGUAAUCCAAUUGCUAUAAGCAAUAUUACGCAUGCGAUACGUUGGGUAUUGCACAGGUAUAGUCAAG
This is a messenger RNA of Drosophila albomicans, 1734 nucleotides long. RefSeq names its product UDP-glycosyltransferase UGT5. The transcript is spliced from 2 exons. Gene Ontology annotation, molecular function: UDP-glycosyltransferase activity. Bases 54 to 1652 code for a protein of 532 amino acids. The record is from RefSeq and is a predicted model, not a curated record. Lineage: Eukaryota; Metazoa; Arthropoda; Insecta; Diptera; Drosophilidae.